Anopheles aquasalis is the source of this 2644-nucleotide messenger RNA. RefSeq names its product Organic anion transporting polypeptide 58Dc (gene Oatp58Dc). NCBI's taxonomy places the organism in Eukaryota, Metazoa, Arthropoda, Insecta, Diptera, Culicidae. Gene Ontology annotation, cellular component: basolateral plasma membrane. Gene Ontology annotation, molecular function: protein binding. The record is from RefSeq and is a predicted model, not a curated record. Gene Ontology annotation, biological process: transmembrane transport; sodium-independent organic anion transport.
AGCCGUCUAGUGGUCGAACAGGGAUGCUGGACGCUCUCUCGAAGGUGAUCUGGUACUCCGGGUGUGUGUUCGCGUGUGAUCGAAGUAUUGAAGAUCCUCUUCCACAGCAGCUGAGAUCGCGUGAGACAAUUCAUGUGAUUGUGACAGUGUCAAGUGAUAGUGCACCAAACAGUUUGAUCGUCCACGACUUAUCCAGUACCUUGUGUUCCUAGUGCGCCACAAAAUGGCCGGCGAAAAGGAUGAAUCGGUCGAUGGUGGUGGUGGUGGAGUGGUGGUAGAAUCGAAAUCAAACGAACCAACAGACUCCGCAGUGGAUAGUGAUCAGCAGCAACAGAAUGGAUACGAUCGUGAGCCUGUCUCCGAGCGUAAGGCAAGCUACAAUGGUUACAGUAGCGUGUACAACAAUGGCAAGAAAGCGGAGGAAGCGCAACAGGCCGAGAUGCAGAAGAUGUUGCCACAGGACAUCGAGGACAUGUAUCGGGAUCUGCCGCUCACGAAGGAUACAACUUGUGGUUUCUGGAUGUUCAAAGGACCGCUACUGCAAAGAUUCGCCAACAAGAAGGUGUACGUGUUCAUGUACGGUGUCGUCGGUUGCAUCUUCUCGGCGACGUACGCGUACUUUAACGGUACGAUCACGACGCUCGAGAAGCGCUACAAGAUCCCGAGCAAGAACACCGGGAUCAUCUCGGUGGGGAACGACAUCAGCGCCCUGUUGCUGUCUGCCAUCCUGAGCUACUACGCCGGAAAGGGCCACCGGCCACGCUGGAUCGCCAUUGGGCUGCUGAUGAUUACGGCUUUCUGCUGGUUGACGGCACUACCACAUCUCCUCUAUGGUCCUGGUGAAGCGGCCCUUUCACUGACCACCGAGUAUGGUGCAACGUACGAUGCUAACCAGACGCUCGAGGUACUGGAAGCCCAAAAAGCGAAGACACUCUGUCGGACGAAUGCAACUCGUGGUGCGGAGUGCGAGAAGGAAGAGGGCAAUCUGGCACCCCAGGUGUUCUUCUUUCUGGCCCAGUUCAUCUCCGGUAUUGGCAGUUCGCUCUACUACACACUCGGUGUUUCGUACAUGGAUGAUAACAUUAAGAAGUCAAAGACACCGGCACUGGUCAGUGUUUCGUACUUCCUGAGGAUGCUCGGUCCGGCGAUCGGAUACGCACUCGCUUCCUACUUCCUUAAGCUCUACAUUUCACCUUCGAUGACACCAACGAUCUCGAAUACGGAUCCCCGUUGGCUCGGUGCUUGGUGGAUGGGUUGGAUCAUACUCGGCCUCGUGUUGGCUUUCUUUGCCAUCUUUAUCGCAAUGUUCCCGAAGCAGCUACCGAGGGCGGCCGCACGGAAGCGAAUUGCAGCGGAGAAGCAAAAGCUUGGCAUGAAACUGAGCGAAGCCGCUGAUGGUGGACGAAGGGAGGAUGAAUUGCCGGCAUCGUUUAAGGAUAUGAUGAAGACGUUUAAACGGCUGCUGCGCAACAAGAUCCUCAUGUUGAACAACAUUGCUUCAGUGUUUUACUUCUUCGGUUACAUGCCUUACUGGAUCUUUACGCCCAAGUACAUCGAGACGCAGUACAAACAGUCUGCGUCGACGUCGAGCCUUGUUACGGGGACGGUGGCGCUCGUGUUUUCUGCCGUCGGUGUCCUGCUGUCUGGGUUGGUGAUCUCGAAGUAUAAGCCGAGGGCACGGUAUAUGGCAGCUUGGAAUGUGUUCGUCGGUAUGCUGUCGGUGAUGGGAAUGAUCGCGUACGCUUUCCUGGGGUGUUCGGCCAGCGAGAACUCUGUCAUCGUCAACAUUCCUUCGCAAUCCGAUCUGUCGCCAACCUGUAACUCGGCCUGCCAGUGUGACUACGUGAAGUACUCGCCGGUUUGUGGUGAGGACGGCAAUACGUACAUUUCGGCGUGCCACGCUGGCUGCGGGACUCAGAGUCAACUCGGUGAUCAGAAGAUUUAUGGCGAUUGCUCGUGCAUUGCAUCGGUGGCCAACUACACCAGCCCGCUGUUCUUGCAGCAGCUGUCCUCCAAUGCGACCCACACGACCUGGAGGUCCGCCGUACGGCAAUCACCAUUGGCCGGUGGGAAAGCCCUCGCUGGACCUUGCCCGAUGGAUUGCUACCGGGAGUUCGUCACCUUCCUGAUCGUGAUGUGUUUCCUGAAGUUCUCGGGCGCUACGGGACGGGCCAGUAACUUCCUCGUGUCGGUACGGUGUGUCGACGAACGGGAUAAGGCCGUUUCGAUGGGCUUCGGGAUGAUGGUGCUUAGCCUGAUGUCCUUCAUACCGAGUCCGAUCUUCUUCGGGCUGGUUCUCGAUAAGACCUGUCUCGUGUGGGGAAAGACGUGCACCGGCAAGGGUAACUGUUGGCUGUACGAUGGUGAAACGUUACGCUACUUGCUGAAUUUCAUUGCGGCCGGUUUCGUGCUCGUGGGUACGCUGUUCGAUUGUGGUGUCUGGUACUACGUGAAGGAUCUGAAAAUCUUUGACGAUGAGGUGAAGGACAAGGAGAUUGAGUUGGCGGAAAAGGAAGAAGAGGCCAUCACGGAUCGGCCGGCGUGAAGAGCUGGCGAUGUGUAUGUGUAUGUUUUCGAUAUUCUUUGUUUUUUAACUUUGUUUCGUGUUAUUUUUGUAAAUAAACUUGUUAUUAGACUCCACCGA